AUGGCUCGAGAAGCUAUUUCUAGAGGUUCUUUCAUUUGUUGGUACCUUUGGCGUGCCCGGAAUGAGCAGGGGGUGCUUCAAACUCCUCUUCGGUUGGCUUGGGGAACGAUAGUUCUCAUCGAUGUUCUUUUUGGACUCCCGAUGGGCUCGGUUAAAGCAAAUUGUGAUGCGGCUUUCACUGCUGAGACGGGUAGGGGAGGACUGGGAAUUAUUUUUAGAGACCAUUCUGGUGCUUUGGUGAAGGCUCGCUCCAUCCCUCUUGUUCUUGGUUCGAUCAUCCAAGGAGAACUGCUGGCGAUUCGUGAUGCUCUACUUCUGGCUUUAGAGCUGGGAUAUGAUAACCUUGUGGUGGAAUCGGAUAGCUUGGAUGCUAUUCUUUUUGUUGAGGGGUCAAAGUCCCCAGGGUGGGAAGUGGAGGACUUAGCAGUGGACGUGACUACGCUAAGGACUUCUUUUUCCUCUGUUAUCUUCUCUUUUGUUCCUAGGGCUAUGAACUGUGUCUCGGAUGCUCUAGCAAGGAAGGCGCUGUCUAUUGGGUACAUGACAGAUUGGCCAAACUCCAUUCGGUGGCUUCAGGACCUUUGUGUGACUGAUGCCACUGGUUGUACUCACCCCUCUCAUCAAUAA
This is a messenger RNA of Telopea speciosissima, 627 nucleotides long. RefSeq lists its product as uncharacterized. The transcript is spliced from 2 exons. The record is from RefSeq and is a predicted model, not a curated record. Gene Ontology annotation, molecular function: nucleic acid binding; RNA-DNA hybrid ribonuclease activity. NCBI's taxonomy places the organism in Eukaryota, Viridiplantae, Streptophyta, Magnoliopsida, Proteales, Proteaceae. The coding region runs from base 1 to 627 and encodes 208 amino acids.